Neolamprologus brichardi is the source of this 1075-nucleotide messenger RNA. NCBI's taxonomy places the organism in Eukaryota, Metazoa, Chordata, Actinopteri, Cichliformes, Cichlidae. The record is from RefSeq and is a predicted model, not a curated record.
ACCAUCCGGAAACACGACGCCUCCCAUCAGAGCGGAGAAACAGGACGGAGCGAGUCCUCCUCGGCCCACCCGUGCCGUGGAAGCAGCCGUCAGAGUGGAGAUGAUCCACUCUUUGUGUGUGUGUGUUGGACAGCACCCUCUCCUGUCUGUCAUUAAGGAUGCUUCUGUGUUUCCUCUGAAGGAGGUGUCAAGGAGGCGCUGCCGUGUCCUCCCAGGAAGCUGUAACCUUUGCUGGGCUGCAGCUGUCUGUGCGGCUGCAGGGGGCGCUGUGGAGCAGCUGUCAGACUGCAGAACCUCAGAGGAAGACGGACGGCUGCCUGCUCGCGCUUUUUUGUGCUUUUUUCGCUGGUUUAACGGAUAAAAACGACUCGGUCACCAUGGCAACAGGCCGGCUGGUGGAGGUGUACCUGGACCUUCUGUCGCAGCCCUGCCGGGCGGUGCACAUCCUGCUCACCUGCACCAAAAUCCCGCACAGAGUGCGCACCGUGGCGCUGCGGAAAGGUGAGCUCGACGCCAUCCUGAAGUACCUCACCACCAAGUACGAUGUCCCAGAGCACUGGUAUCCACGGCAACCAGAGAGACGAGCCCGAGUGGACGAGUACACAGCGUGGCAUCACACCAACACACGACCGCACGCUGCUAAAGUCUUCCUCCUGGAGGUGCUGCUCCCAGCCCAGUCUGGCUCUCCGGUGGAUGAGGCCCGUUUGAAUCGCGCUCUCUCCGACCUCGACGACACGCUGGAUAAACUGGAGUCCAUGUUUCUUCGCCGCCAGCCUUUCCUCUGCGGUGAUGACAUCACUGUGGCCGACCUGCUCGCGGCGUGCGAGCUCAUGCAGCCUCUGGGCGGGGGCAGAGACGUCCUGAAGGAGCGUCCUCAGCUGCAGCAGUGGAGCACUCGAGUCCAGUCGGCCGUCGGCGAGGCAUUUGACGAAGCGCACAGCGUCCUGUAUGCCCUCAGAGACCGCCGCCGAGCCCGUCUGUGACAUCUGCACGAGGGGGAGGAGUCAGCCGAGGGUGUGAGGAGGAUGAAGGAGCGGCUCACUUUGAUUUGUCUGCUUUAAAAACCUCAGAGGCC